UCUUCUUCUUUUUGCUUUAAAAAAAUUUAUUCCUUUCUUCUUCUAUCUCCAUCACCAAAUCAUCAACUUACUCUUAUUUCAUAGAGCAAUUUUCUUCGACGAAAAAUUAUAUUAUAAAAUAUAUAAUUAUUGAAGCAAAAAUUCUAGUGCAGCACAAAGGAAUUCAAAAAUUGCUUUGGAUUACACAUUCAAAUCUCAGGUAUCUCUAACUCUGUCUACUCAUAAUUUAAACAGGAAAAAAAACAAACAGAGAUACACAAAACUUCUUGUACAAAAUGUGUGAUAUCAAGAAGGAAACUUUACUUAACAAAAACAAGGAAAUUGAAAGAACAGUAUCAAAUGCCUAUGAUGAAUUACGAAGUUUCAGAACAUGGUUGAAAUGGAUGUGUGUGGAUCAAUCCAACGCGUUUUCUGCUUUUCUUUCUUGGUUUGUUUUCAUACUAUUAGCUGUAAUCGUCCCUUGCCUUUCACAUUUUCUUCUGGCAAGGGACGAUAGUGAUGCUGCACACAGUCGUCCAUAUGACAACGUUGUGCAGCUAUCACUUAGCAGUGUGGCUGCUUUGUCAUUUGUUUGUCUUUCUCAGUUUGUUAAGAAAUAUGGGCUGAGAAGGUUUUUGUUCCUUGAUAAGCUUUGUGAUGAAAGUGAAACAGUUAGAAGAGGCUACACUGAACAGCUCAAUAGUUCACUAAAGAUCUUAUUCAUAUUUGUCCUGCCAUGUUUUGCUGUUGAAUGCGCGUACAAGAUUUGGUGGUACAGUUCGGGUGGUACACGAAUCCCCUUCUUGGGUAACGUCAUUGUGAGUGACACUGUCGCGUGCAUUCUAGAGCUGAGUUCUUGGCUUUACAGGACGGUCGUGUUCUUCCUAGUCUGUAUACUUUUCCGGUUGAUAUGUUACCUUCAAAUUCUCCGUCUACAAGAUUUUGCUCAGGUGUUUCACGUGGAUUCUGAUGUUGAAUCGGUGUUGAGAGAGCACCUGAGAAUUAGGAGGCACUUGAGGAUCAUUAGCCAUAGGUACCGGUCAUUCAUCUUGUGGGCAUUGAUGCUCGUUACAGCAAGCCAAUUCGCGUCCCUUCUCAUGACCACACGCUCAACUGCAGAUCUUCAUAUCUAUGAAAGUGGUGAACUCGCGCUCUGCUCUGUCAGCCUUCUUGCCGGGCUGAUGAUACUGUUGCGAAGUGCAACCAGAAUUACACACAAGGCUCAAUCCGUUACGUGCCUUGCAGCCAAGUGGCACGUAUGUGCAACGAUAGACUCAUUUGAUUCAACUGAGGCUGAUACACCAAUUACUCGAGCGACCUGUGACCACAUUUUUCCUGUAUGUUCUGAAGGAUCAUCUGAUGCUGAUGAUGUUGGAGAUGAAGAAGACGAGUUGGACAAUACGAAAUUCGUCCAUGCAUAUGCGUAUAGCACAAUUUCAUUCCAAAAAAGACAGGCAUUAGUGACAUAUUUUGAGAACAAUAGAGCAGGAGUAACAAUUUAUGGAUUCAUGCUGGAUAGAAGUUCUAUUCACACUAUAUUUGGGAUUGAAUUAUCACUAGUUCUUUGGUUACUUGGGAAAACCAUUGGCAUUUCUUGAACUAUUAUUAGCUACACGCUAUGUUGCUCGAAUUUUAUACACCUGAUGAUAUUUUUGAAGAGUCCUAGCAACAUAGUCAGUCAAAAACGGACUUUUUGACGUGUCCAAUCAUUGGAGUAUAAAGACUAGUGCUAGCCUCUGGGCUCUGAUUCAUUCUUCUUUAUUUCAUCAUUUCGUUUUGUUGUUCUAAUCAUAGGUCUAGCGAGCUAUUUAAUUAAUUGCUCAAAUUUUAUAUCAUUUAUGAUAUCAUAUAUAUUUUUUUAAUUUCUAAAUUAAAUAACUUAUCAAGAUGGAUUA
Messenger RNA from Solanum pennellii, 1874 nucleotides. RefSeq lists its product as uncharacterized. Bases 276 to 1577 code for a protein of 433 amino acids. The record is from RefSeq and is a predicted model, not a curated record. The transcript is spliced from 6 exons. Lineage: Eukaryota; Viridiplantae; Streptophyta; Magnoliopsida; Solanales; Solanaceae.